Messenger RNA from Trifolium pratense (red clover), 2685 nucleotides. RefSeq lists its product as uncharacterized. Lineage: Eukaryota; Viridiplantae; Streptophyta; Magnoliopsida; Fabales; Fabaceae. The transcript is spliced from 12 exons. The coding region runs from base 683 to 2470 and encodes 595 amino acids. The record is from RefSeq and is a predicted model, not a curated record.
GCUUUUCAGAUCGGACGACUCAGAUAACACAAACAAAAUUAACUAUAAACAAUUUGGAACGUUGAUUAAAAAUUGGAGGGUCAUGAUGAGUAACUGCGUGAUUCAGAGUGACCGCAUCAAAUCAACAUCCCUAUUUAUUUUCUUCUUAUAUAGACUUUACUUUAGAGUGAGACUUAAUCACUUUUUUCUUAUCAAUAUUUAAUGUUUUGACAUUUUCCACUAGUUUAUAAUUGUCAAAGUUAUAAUUCUAUAAAGACAUUGUUCUUGUGUUAAAGCCUUAAAAGGCAUUCUCCAAUAAGUCCUUUAAUCCUUUUCAUGCAAAAUGCAAAAAGUUCAUCCUUUACAAAGGUUAUAGCAGAAGAACACUACUACUAGUUCUAGUAGUGAGAAACUUGAAAGAAGAGUCUUCAAAGAGAAGCUUCAUUUGGUCAAAAGAGUAACUAUAGUCUUUUCUUCACAUUCUUGAUCAUGUGCAAUAGACAUUAAGCAUAAGCUGAAGAUUAUCACUUUGAGGUUAGUUCCAGGAAGGAAACUUUGCUUUUCUGAAAUGUAUAAGGGACUUGUGAAAGUGAAUUGUGAAGUAUUAGAAUCUGUUUAGUACUAGUUUGGACUUCGGAUUUUGGAGCCUUUUUCUGCUGUGAAGUUUAUAGAUAUAGGACUUGAAAGGAGUGGAGAAAGUAAAAUGAUGGGACUUAGAUUUACUUCAAGGCAUAAACGUUCAAACAGUCUUCCUGAUAAGAAAAGAGUUGAAGGAGAAAAUCAAGAUAAUCAAGUUGAGGCCUUUGACAGAAUGAAGAUGGAUAUGGACUACAUCACUGAAUUUGCUAUAGCAAAGAAUAAGUCAACAACCCCUACAAGUGAAGUCCAUAGUGCUAUGAAGCAAGAGAUUCAACAACUAGAGAGAAGAUUACAAGACCAAUUUGAGGUUAGAUGUACAUUAGAAAAAGCACUUGGAUACAAAUCUUCAUCACUUGUUGUCCAUUCAAAUGAAAAAAUGAUUCCUAAGCCAGCAACUGAAUUAAUCAAGGAGAUUGCAGUGUUAGAGUUAGAAGUUGUGUAUUUAGAACAACAUCUUUUAUCCUUGUAUCGUAAAGCUUUCGAUCAACGAUUACCUUCGGUGUCUCCAUCUAUCAAGGAAGAAACUGUAAAACUUUCUCCAACAACACCUCAAACACCAUUUGUCAAACCUUCUAUGCCUGAGGUCUUAACCAAAAAUGACCAUGAACUUGAGACUUUGGAGAAAGAAAAGCACUUAGAUUCUCGUGUGUAUCGUUCUCAUUCAUCAUUGUCACAGUGUGCAUUGUUUACAAGAGCAUCUCCUCAUGAAGAUUCUUUAGAUAAAUCAUUGCGUGCCUGUCAUUCGCAGCCACUGUCCAUGAUGGAGUAUGUCGAAAGCUCUUCAUCAAAUCUAAUCAGUCUUGCUGAACAUCUCGGUACGCGAAUAUACGAUCAUGUUCCGGUGGAACCUAACAAACUUUCUGAAGAUAUGGUCAAAUGCAUAUCAGCAUUAUAUUGCAAACUUGCAGACCCUCCUAUGAUACAUCCCGGCCUUUCAUCUCCUAGUUCAUCGUUGUCCUCAGUGAGCGCCUUUUCUAUUGGUGAUCAAGGCGAUAUGUGGAGUCCAAGGUUCAAGAAUAAUAACUCAUCUUUUGAUGUAAGGUUAGAAAAUCCUUUCCACGUUGAAGGACUCAAGGAGUUUAGUGGACCAUACAGCACCAUGGUUGAAAUAUCAUGGAUUUAUAAAGAGAAUCAGAAAUCAGGUGAUACAAAAAAGUUGCUUCAAAAUUACAAGUCACUUAUAUCGCGAUUAGAAGAAGUAGAUCCGGGGAAGCUUGAACACGAAGAGAAGCUAGCUUUCUGGAUCAACAUACACAAUGCUUUGGUGAUGCAUGCAUUUUUGGCUUAUGGCAUUCCACAAAACAAUAUGAAAAGAGUAUUUCUUCUUCUAAAGGCUGCAUAUAAAGUUGGAGGUUAUACAGUUAGUGCAGACACAAUACAAAAUACUAUACUUAGGUGUCGAAUGUCUCGCCCCGGACAGUGGCUACGUUUGUUAUUUUCUUCAAAGACAAAAUUCAAAACCGGAGACGGACGACAAGCAUAUGCAUUGAAUCGUCUUGAGCCUCUUUCACACUUUGCUCUUUGUUCAGGAAACCAUUCUGAUCCCGCGGUACGAGUAUAUACACCAAAGAGGGUGUUUGAAGAUCUAGAAGUAGCGAAAGAUGAGUACAUUCGAGCUACAUUAGGCGUACGAAAGGACCAAAAAAUACUUCUACCAAAGCUCGUUGAAUCAUUCGCAAAGGACUCCGAUUUGUGUCCGAGUGGUGUUAUGGAGAUGAUCUUAGAAUCUCUACCUGAAUCACUAAGGAAAAGAGUUAAGAAAUGUGAGCUUGAAAAAUCUAAGAAGUGCAUAGAAUGGAUUCCACAUAGCUUUAAUUUUAGAUAUCUCAUAUCUAAGGAUGUUCUAAAAUGAUAUUUAGUAGUGUUACUUCUUAAUGAGGAAAUGAUUUUACAUUGUUUUUUCUCUAUGUAAUUCUUUUGUAUAAAAGUAGAUUGAAGUUGUAAGAUUGUGUUAUGAAAUGAGUAAAUAAUUUUCUGGUAUAUCAAUUGACAACAAAGAAUGUGCACACAUGUAAUAUGUUUUGUGAUAGUUUAAUGUUCAAUGUUUAUGCUAGUUUAAACUUUAAA